Molecule: messenger RNA, 399 nt
Organism: Phycomyces blakesleeanus NRRL 1555(-)
Lineage: Eukaryota; Fungi; Mucoromycota; Mucoromycetes; Mucorales; Phycomycetaceae
Exons: 1
Coding region: 1-399 (132 amino acids)
Source: RefSeq, a predicted model, not a curated record
AUGGCUGCUGCCUUGAGAAUAAGAAGUGAGCCUGUCCAAGACCAAAAUUUGGACAUAGAAACAUCAACUUCUAUUUCAGUUUCUGAGUUGACUGAAUUUCCACUUGCAAAUGAGACUAUUACUGAAGUUCUUGAAGCAGUCAUGGAAGAAGAGAUUGAGGAGACUUCAUCCGAUGAAGAAGUGACUGGAAGAGAAGAAGAAGUCGAGGUCACUUCAUCUGACAAAGAAGUGACUGGAAGAGAAGAAGAAGUCGAGGAGAUUUCAACUGUGAAUAGAGGAUCAAUUUUACCCAUUGUUCUCACUGUAACAGAACUGAUCAUCGCCGAAUUACAAGCAGAUUUUGUCCAAACAAUAACAGUAGCAGAGCAAGAGGAUCUAGAAAUCGAGGCAGAGGCUUGA